AUGGAGGCCAUCCAAAAGGAGCACGACAAAGUGUGGAACAGUUGCAAGCAGUCAAAGACGACUCGCCAUGUCGACGACAUCAUCGUCGCCCUUCAAAAGGCGCGGGACGCCAUUGCCGAAGACCCUACCUCGAGACAAGUCACGCUCGCGAAGCUGCAGAACCCAGUGAAGACGAUGUUUGAUGGUAUCUUUUCAGGCUUGAGGGAUACACAUGGACUGCACAACAAGUAUACUAGAGCUCUGGAUAAGGUGUUUAAAGACAAAGUGCCGAGCAACGAGAUUGACACCCUCUCCUCACACCCGACCUUGAUCAACCGAGCAAUAUAUCUGCACUUGCUUCGAGAAGGGCUGUUUGACGUUGCAUCGACUUUCCACUCGGAAGCUGUUGAGAAACAGCAGAGCCAACAAGAGACAGCUACCAAUUUGGAUUUGGACGUUCCUAUGGAACACCCUUUGGGACUCGACAAAAGCUCAGAGGCCAACAUGCAAGAGCAAUUUUCCAACAUGUAUCAUAUCUUGAGCGAGCUGAAGGAUAACCACAACCUGCAGCCUGCCAUUGACUGGGCUCGGAAGAAUGCAGCCGCAUUGGAAGCUCGCGGCAGCAACCUGGAGUUUGAACUCUGCAGGUUACAUUUUGUCAGUCUCUUCCUAGACCGCCGGGACGAAGAUCAAUCUGACUUUGACGCACCGAUGCGCGCGCUCCAAUAUGCGCAAAGUGAAUUCCAGUCAUUUCGUGGUCGGUACUUGGUUGAGAUACAACAACUGAUGGGCGCUAUUCCAUUCUCCUCUAACCUUAGCGAGUCGCCGUACAAUACACGAUUCAACCACUCCACCGCAUGGGAGGAAGUUGCCAGCUCUUUUAUACGCGAGUUUUGCUCCUUGCUCGAAUUGUCCGCAGACUCGCCUCUAUAUGUCGCUGCAACUGCGGGUGCGAUCGCUUUACCUACACUUCUCAAACUUCAAACGAUUCAGAAACAGAAGCGUACAGAAUGGACUUCACAGAACGAGUUGCCGGUAGAGACGCCGCUCCCUCCUUCCUAUCGAUUCCACUCGAUUUUCGUCUGCCCUGUUUCGAAAGAACAGACUACCGACCAGAACCCGCCGAUGAUGCUACCGUGUUGCCACGUCAUUGCACAGGAAUCUCUGCAAAGGCUCAGCAAAGGCGCCAAAUUCAAGUGUCCGUACUGCCCAAUAGAGAGUCACCCGAGAGAGGCAAAAAGAGUAUUUAUAUGA
Capronia epimyces CBS 606.96 is the source of this 1233-nucleotide messenger RNA. RefSeq lists its product as uncharacterized. NCBI's taxonomy places the organism in Eukaryota, Fungi, Ascomycota, Eurotiomycetes, Chaetothyriales, Herpotrichiellaceae. Gene Ontology annotation, cellular component: cytoplasm; nucleus; GID complex. Gene Ontology annotation, biological process: proteasome-mediated ubiquitin-dependent protein catabolic process. The record is from RefSeq and is a predicted model, not a curated record. Bases 1 to 1233 code for a protein of 410 amino acids. Gene Ontology annotation, molecular function: protein binding; ubiquitin protein ligase activity. The transcript has a single exon.